This is a messenger RNA of Acanthisitta chloris (rifleman), 531 nucleotides long. RefSeq names its product INO80 complex subunit C (gene INO80C). NCBI's taxonomy places the organism in Eukaryota, Metazoa, Chordata, Aves, Passeriformes, Acanthisittidae. Gene Ontology annotation, biological process: chromatin remodeling. Gene Ontology annotation, cellular component: Ino80 complex. The record is from RefSeq and is a predicted model, not a curated record.
AUGAAUGGACUUGGAUCCUUCUCCUACCUUGGCUGCAGCCUGUUACUUACAGGGAUUGUGGAAUGCUCCCUGAGCAGCAUUACAAUGUUAACAGCACAUGACCAUAUUAGUGCAGGUGGAGAGGCUGUGAAUGAAAAUAAAUUUUUGAACACAGACUCCAGCACAGGAUCAGCAGAAACUACGGUCAAGCCAUUACCGUUUAAAGAUCCAAACUUCAUCCACUCUGGCAUUGGUGGAGCAGCAGCUGGCAAGAAGAACAGAACUUGGAAGAACCUAAAACAAAUUCUUGCUUCUGAAAGGGCAUUGCCAUGGCAACUAAAUGAUCCUAGCUAUUUUAAUAUUGAUGCUCCUCCUUCCUUUAAGCCUGCCAAGAAAUAUUCAGACAUUUCAGGACUUCCGGCAAAUUACACAGAUCCCCAGAGCAAGCUAAGGUUUAGUACUAUUGAAGAGUUUGCCUAUAUUCGGAUGCUCCCUUCAGAUGUGGUUACAGGAUACCUGGCUCUAAGGAAAGCAACGAGUAUUGUUUCCUGA